Messenger RNA from Myxocyprinus asiaticus (Chinese sucker), 4717 nucleotides. RefSeq names its product myb-related protein A-like. The record is from RefSeq and is a predicted model, not a curated record. The coding region runs from base 372 to 2636 and encodes 754 amino acids. Gene Ontology annotation, molecular function: RNA polymerase II cis-regulatory region sequence-specific DNA binding; DNA-binding transcription factor activity, RNA polymerase II-specific. Gene Ontology annotation, biological process: regulation of DNA-templated transcription. Gene Ontology annotation, cellular component: nucleus. The transcript has 16 exons. NCBI's taxonomy places the organism in Eukaryota, Metazoa, Chordata, Actinopteri, Cypriniformes, Catostomidae.
GUGUGCAUGUUCAAGGCGGGCUAGACUAACUCAGAGAUAUGUUUGUGGAUUUUCUUCCAUUACCAUUUUGAGAUUGCACUGGAAGUAAUACUUAUAUUCUUUUUUUUAACUUAUAUUAUUUAAUAAUAGGUGUUUUUGGAAGGAUAUUUUUCUGUUUAUUAUAUUUAUUGGGAUGUGACUCUUGUGCCGCUUUCCCGGAUCUGAACUGAAGCUUCACAGGGGAAAUAGUCGGACACAUGUGACAGUGGCAUGUGUGGAUAAAUGUCAGUGUGCUUGAGAUCGCUGUGUGUUUCGACCACAAGGAGAUUUGCAACAGUGGAUAUUUUUAACACAUUGUCCUUUGAAAAGAACUGGGCUUGAACACAGUUGACAUGGCCAACAUGAAGUCUCGCAGUGAAGAUGAGGAUGAUGAACGUCAUUCUACAGACCCUGACAUCAGAGAUCCCAAAAAUUCAAAAAAGACCCUUUGCAAAAUUAAAUGGUCCCGGGAUGAGGAUGAUAAGCUAAAGAAACUUGUUGAGCAACACGGAACUGAUGCUUGGAAAUUAAUCGCUAAUUAUUUCCCAACAAGAACAGAUGGUCAAUGUCAGCACCGUUGGCAAAAGGUGCUCAACCCGGAGCUGGUGAAAGGACCCUGGACAAAAGAGGAGGAUCAGAGGGUGAUCGAGCUAGUUCAUAAGUACGGACCCAAACGGUGGUCAGUGAUUGCCAAGCACUUACAGGGCCGCAUAGGCAAACAGUGCAGAGAGCGCUGGCACAAUCACCUCAACCCAGAGGUGAAGAAAUCCUCCUGGACUCAGGAAGAAGAUCGCAUCAUCUAUGAAGCUCAUAAACGCCUGGGCAACCGCUGGGCUGAGAUCUCAAAGCUGCUGCCUGGAAGGACAGACAACUCCAUUAAGAAUCAUUGGAACUCCACCAUGCGCAGGAAGGUAGAACAUGAGGGCUACUUACAGGAGGGCAGCAAGAGCUACAGCAGUGACCCUGGCCAGAAGAAACGGACCAAAGCCAGCCCAGCGGUGGAAUAUCCACAUGAACAGAAUCAAGUGAUCCUGAGCAACCAAUCACAGCAGCACAGAUACCCGUAUGGUUCACAAAGGGGCCAGUGUAUGGACAACAUUACAGUCGAGGUCUUUAGCUUCAUGUCGCCGUGCCAUGAUGACCCAGAGAAAGAGAAAAGAAUUAAGGAGCUAGAGCUGUUGCUAAUGUCAGCUGAGAGUGAAGUCAGAAGACAGUCUGGCCCUCGUAAUCCAGAGAGUUACUCCAGCUGGUCAGACAGCCUCCCCGAUGAUACUGUGACCACCACAGAGAGUUUGGAUGAUAGAGGAGGCGAGCUGUGUCAUUUACAGGAGGGCCGGGCUGCUGCUGUGCCUCUGCCAGUCUCUCCCAGCAAAUUCCUGGCUGCUGAGGCCAGCGCUGUGUUGUCCACUCUAGAGACCAUACCAGAGUUUGCAGAGACCAUGGAGCUCAUAGACUCGGAUCCUCUGGCCUGGAGUGAUGUGACCAGCUUUGAUCUCUCUGAGGGAGGCCCCUCCCCAAAGCCCGCUAACCCCACUGGGGCUUGUCCAGCAGUGAAUAGAAGCACAGAAUGCCUUGGCUACCCAAUAAAUUCAACCACUGUUCCAGAGAUGAGCAUACAGUGUGCCACCAUGAUCCAGGGCAAGUCUGUUACUCUCUCCAACACCUGCAUGAACAGGUUCAGUACUCCACCACUUUCCAUUAUCAGAAAGAAGAGAAGAGACAGAGGGGAUCAGUCCCCUCCAGAUGAAAGGAACUGCAGCCCUUUUAUAGACAGCAAUGGAAACUCACCCAAAAACACCCCUGUCAAAGGCCUACCCUUCUCCCCAUCUCAGUUUUUCAACGUAUCUGGUGGUGAGCCCCUGACCCUGGACAAUCCUGCUCUUACGUCCACCCCAGUGUGUGGGCAGAAAUGUCUUCACAACACACCCCACCAGAGAGAAACCACACCAAAACACCAGAAGGAGAAUGCAGGUUUUAGGACCCCCAAAAUCCAUAAGAACAUUGUGGCCCACACACCAAGGACACCUACCCCUUUCAAAAAUGCCCUGGCUGCCCAGGAGAAGAUGCAUGGGCCAUUAAGAGUUGUGCCCCAGCCUCUGGCACUUCUUGAGGAGGACAUCAGAGAGGUUCUCAAAGAGGAAACAGGGUCUGACAUAUUCACACAAGAGCAGAAUCAGCUUCAGUACAGAUCUUAUGAGCAAAUGGAAGCUCCUGCUAGGAAAGUGAGAAAAUCUUUGAUGUUGGACAGCUGGGAAAAAGACUGUCUGAAUGUACAACUGUUUCCCCAACAGACGAUUAACAACGGUGGACAAUCUCUUAAAGAUGGUCUACUGACCAGAUCUAUGCUCAUGAUGCCAUUUUCAGAGAGAGGGGAGAACUCUUGCUCUCCUGAUUCAUUGAAGGAUUCACUUUCCAUGGUCUGUUCCUUUAGCCCACUGGGCAAAAGAGAAGCCAUGAUCCAGAGGAGCCCACCUCACAAAACCCCUCCACAGCAGGCCAACGAGUGGGAAUCGGUGGUCUUUGGGAAGACGGAGGAUCAGCUGAUUAUGACGGAGCAGGCGAGGCGUUACUUAAAAACCAAUUCCACCACCUGCAUUUCCAGAGCUCUCGUCCUCUAAACGUUACUUCUGCACUACAGCAACCUUCCCUCUUCCCUUUAUCACACCAACAUUUAACCUCUUAGACAAUCUGGUGUAGGAAACUCAAGCGUUCACUGAUGUUUGCUAAACACCUACUAAUAUAACAAUGUAUUGCUUUGUAUAAAAAGACUCAUAUGCUGGAGAUGUAUUCUUAGCAGAGUGCAUGCUGGUUGUAUUCCUGCUAAAAUACAAAUAGCACUAGACUUGCAGAAUUGAGUUAAUGGUAUUUUAACAUAGAGAUUAGUUUUUUUAAAUCCGUUUUAGCCAUAGACAGUGUGUUGAUGUUUAAGGGCUGCUUUUAAAUAAACUUUUUUAAGAAGGAAAAAAAGGAAAGAAACUUGUAAAUGACAUUUUUAGAUAGUUUAAAGCUCUUUUUAGAGAAUUUUAUAGACUGGUGUUAAGAAUAGGGGAGCACUGGCAGUGUUGCACUACUGUGGUUGUUUGUUAGGGUGAGGAGCAGAGACAGUGUUGAGGAGUAACUGGAUAGCACUUGCAACGUAAUCGUUUUUGCUCCAAACAUAACAAAGGUUCCACCCCGUUUAUUGUUUUGUUUUAUUUCCGAGUAGGACACUCACUGAAUGUAUUGUAUAGAAUGAAUCUGCUAAGUUAAGGUCUACUGGAAGGUACCUCGCUAGUGUUGCUUUUGUUCCAUUAUUUUUCUGCUCUAAAGUGAAGGUUGUUGAAAUGAAUUGUAUGUCGAACAUCUGGACAGACUUAAUAUCGCUGACAGGCAUGUUUGUGACUGCAGUCUAAAUCCAGCAUCUUCGUUGCUUAUGAAAAUGUUCUCAAUUUAGCUGAAAUCAUGUUUGGCACUGAUAUCAAUGCACACGUUGCAUUUUAAAUAACACGUUCCAAGAACAAUAGGUGAGAGUCAUUCAUUUAUACCUGUAGGAUCUAUUUAUUAAAUCUUUACUAAUUUAUUUAUUUCAAAGAUAUAAAGAAAAUGUCUAAUUAGAUUUCUGUUCUAUUAAGAAUUUGACUACCUUCCAUCACAUUUUUUUUAUUUUAAUAACUCUGCCACUAAUUUCGUGCAUCUAGGUUGGACAGGCCUUUACAGAAGGUUUAACAUCCUUUCAAAGAUUCCAUCUUCUGUUGAUUUGAAGUCAAUUGGUUGACCAUAAAGUUAGCAGCAAGCAGCAUUCAGCCUCCAAAUGUUCGAAGUAGGCAAAUUGCACUUUUAAAUAUUGUAUAAAUGUUGGUUUGUCUCUCUUGUUUUAUGUGGGGAUCUUUUUUUUUUUUUUUUGGUGGCCAAACACAUUUACACAUAUUUAAACAUUGACAUGUCAGGAUGACAUCUGAAGUCUCUCACUUUCUCUCUGUUGGAGAAUGUGUGUAAGGUUGCUCACUGCUACUGAGAGUCACAGCAGGAGUGGACACGAGCACAGUCUGUUAGAAGAUGUGUAGGACUGUGCUUUUUUAUUAAGUGAAAUGUUUUUGGGAUUUUUGCAUCAGCAGCAACCCAUGUUUAAUAGUUCCAGGUUAUUCACAUUGAUACCAUAGUCUGGGCAAGGAAAGACCCUAACAUUAAAGGAUUUGGCAGUAUUAGCUAUGUAUUGCUAAAAACAUUGUCUUAAAAUAAAAGUUUAAUACUUUUUUUAUUUUUGCUACUUUAACCCAGCUAUUAAAAUAAGACUGACCAUAUGCUUUAAAAUAUACACUACUAUGUAGAUUGCUUCACAUUGUGCAUAGAUCCCUGACUGCAGUUUAUUGAUGUAUUUACCAUCUAUGUUACAGAGAAGAAAUGUAACAUUGUAGAUAACUGCUUAAUGUGUUUUCAUGUCUGUCUUUUUUAUUUUUAUUUUUUUAUUUAUUUUGCUGUCCAUGUCUUUGUCUUGUUUAUUAUUGUUUUUUCUGUAGACGUGGUAAUGUGUGUUACGUAACACGAACACAUAUAUAUUGAGGGAAGCAAGUACAUGUUGCAGAUUUAAAUACAUGAAAACAAGCAGCACACUUCAUCUGACAUACUCAUUUCUCAUGCAAUAUGUAUUUGUCAUUUUCAGCAAAACAAUUAUAACCUGCUUCUCUGAUAUUACAACAAACUGUUUCAUAACCAUUUUGUC